Aaosphaeria arxii CBS 175.79 is the source of this 1386-nucleotide messenger RNA. Its product is annotated as elongation of fatty acids protein-like protein. Gene Ontology annotation, biological process: very long-chain fatty acid biosynthetic process; sphingolipid biosynthetic process; fatty acid elongation, polyunsaturated fatty acid. The record is from RefSeq and is a predicted model, not a curated record. Gene Ontology annotation, cellular component: endoplasmic reticulum membrane. Bases 145 to 1188 code for a protein of 347 amino acids. Lineage: Eukaryota; Fungi; Ascomycota; Dothideomycetes; Pleosporales. The transcript is spliced from 4 exons. Gene Ontology annotation, molecular function: fatty acid elongase activity.
UUCUUCCUCUGUUUCUACGAUAGACUACACCUCCUCGUCGUACUGCGGUUUCCCCGGACGCGCCCCUGUUGAUUAAUUUUCCUCCGAAAGCUUCGUCAACACCACAUCACAAACCUCCCACGGCUCAAUUCACCACCGUUCGCAAUGUCUAAACCAGACUGGAUCCAAUAUGGCGUUCCCUCGCUCGACCGCCCCUUCGGUCUCGAGUUGUGGCCCAUCUUCGAGGUGGCCUUCGAAUCCGCUAUGGGAUACAAACCCCAGGACUUCCGCUUCACUCCGGGAGAGACCCCAAUCUCCACCCUGAAGACCUGCAGCGCCAUUCUCCUCUCCUACUACAUCGUUAUCUUCGGUGGACGCGAGUUGAUGCGCGAUCGCCAGCCCCUGCAGCUCAGCUUCCUCUUCAAGGUCCACAACUUCUACCUCACUGCCAUCAGUGCCAUUCUCUUGGCCCUCUUCGCUGAGCAGAUCAUCCCCACCGUCGCAAGGCACGGCAUCUUCUUCGCUGUCUGCGACCAUGCCGGUGGCUGGACCGACAAGAUGGUUAUCUUGUACUACCUCAACUACCUCACCAAGUUCCUCGAAUUGCUUGACACCUGCUUCCUGUUCCUCAAGAAGAAGCCAUUGACCUUCCUCCACACCUACCACCACGGUGCUACCGCUCUCCUCUGCUACACCCAGCUCAUCGGCCACACCUCCGUCUCAUGGGUCGUCAUUACCUUGAACUUGACCGUCCACGUCGUCAUGUACUGGUACUACUUCCAGAGCGCCCGCGGCAUCCGCAUCUGGUGGAAGAAGUACAUAACCAUCAUGCAGAUUGCUCAGUUCGUUUUGGAUCUUGGCUUCGUUUACUUCGCUUCUUGGACCUACUUCACCAGCACCUACUGGCCAUGGCUCCCCAACGCCGGCAAGUGCGCCGGCGAGGAGUUCGCUGCCAUCUCCGGAAUCUGCAUCCUCACCUCGUACCUCUUCCUCUUCAUCCUCUUCUACUUCGCUACCUACAAGAAGCCCGUCCCCAAGGGCCGCCGCAGGGCUACCAGCGCUUUGGUUGAGAUGAAGGAUGAGAAGGUACCCACCGUCGGCGAAGCCCGCAGACGGUUGUCCCAGGGUGCUCAUUCGCUUUCUAACGGUGUUGCCACUGCUACAGGUGCCAGCCCCAACGGACGCGUCACCCGCAGCCGCAAGGCUUAAGCGAAUUCCGGGGAAUCCCCUCGAAUCCAGCACUAGAGGCGGAGCUGCGUACUAAGCCGACGUCAUCAAAAGGGGUCGAAAGAUUACCUGAGUGGACGGUCGCGGACGCUCGCUCAUCGACACGACUACGCAUGCUCCUUCGCCGCGACGAAAAUCGACAAGAUGGGGAUCCUCUCCCGAGGCCCAUCCCCAACUCAG